AUGGACCCGGCGAAGAAAACGGGUGCAGCGUCGUACAGUGCUACAGACAGUGGAGCUUCCUUUGGCAAAGAAGAUAUUUCCUGCAGCUCUACGGAAGAGCAUAACGCAACUAACAUCGACGAUGCGAUCGAUCGUGAAAAGCAGGGAUCCAAUUUAACCGCCUUUUUCAACGUCGUGUGUGUUGUGGCUGGUACCGGUGCACUCGGCCUGCCUUAUGCUCUCAACCAAGGUGGCUGGAUUGAUACGGGUGUUAUUUUAAUUCGUUGUCUUUAUUACGAUGGAACCAACCGAUUAACGUCGUAUCAAGAAGUGGCAGAAGCGUCUUUUGGUGUUAUUGGAGGCUGGAUUGCCUUUUUCUUCACAGCCGUUACUUUGAUCGGUGUGCCUGUUCUCUACCUUUUGUUGGCCGGACAAAAUCUGCACGGGGUGUGCAAGGGGACAGCAGGCGAAUUGACCUUCCCGAUCUGGACCAUCAUUUGCGCUGCUUUAGUGGCUAUUCCGUUUGUCUGCUUCAAGAGCUUGAAAGAAAUCGGUGUUCUGAGCACUUUCGGUACGAUUUCCACUUUUGUCGUUAUUAUCAUCGUGCUUGCCGUGGCCGUGAAGGAACAACAUAAUCAAAUCGAUGUGCACCAUGAUCCCGUCAUUUGGAAUAUGUUUCCCAUUGCUCUCAGUUCCAUCGCUUUCAGUUUCGGCGGCAAUCCGGUCUAUGCCCAUGUGGAAGCUGGUAUGCGACGACCUCAGGAUUGGAACAAGGUUAUUCUUUACGGUUUGACUGCUUGUGUUGCCAUGUACUUCUUGGUGGCUGUUCCUGGCUACUAUGUUUACGGCCGAGAUACCCGAUCCCCCAUUUACGAUAACCUUCCCAAUGCCGGUCCAAAGACAGCUUCGAUUGUCAUUAUCACGGUCCACGUCCUGUUAGCCGCUCCUAUCCUUUUAACCUCCUUUGCUUUGGAUCUCGAAAAAAUGCUGCGCAUCAAUGCCGAGCACCGAUCGCGUUGGAUGGAAUGGAUUCUUCGCAUUGCUCUGCGUGGCGCAUUAAUGGUGGUCAUCACUGUGAUUGCUAUUUAUGUGCCUUUCUUUGGUGAUUUCAUGUCGUUGCUUGGUGCUUUCUCCAACUGUGCUCUGAUCUUCAUCUUCCCUGUCGUUUUCUACUUCAAGUUAACCGGUUGGCGCAAACCUUGGUACGAAAUGAUUCUUGCCUUUUUCGUUAUCCUUCUAGGUGUGGUGGGUUUGAUUUUCGGUACUAUUUCGGCUAUUCAAGCAUUGGACAAGGACUUCAAAGGCCUUCAUAAUUCGUCGUAA
Radiomyces spectabilis is the source of this 1302-nucleotide messenger RNA. RefSeq names its product transmembrane amino acid transporter protein-domain-containing protein. The coding region runs from base 1 to 1302 and encodes 433 amino acids. NCBI's taxonomy places the organism in Eukaryota, Fungi, Mucoromycota, Mucoromycetes, Mucorales, Radiomycetaceae. Gene Ontology annotation, cellular component: vacuolar membrane. Gene Ontology annotation, molecular function: amino acid transmembrane transporter activity. The transcript has 4 exons. Gene Ontology annotation, biological process: amino acid transmembrane transport. The record is from RefSeq and is a predicted model, not a curated record.